AUGGACGUGGAGACCUUUGGUUCAGUAAAAAAUAUAGAGUCUGCUCUCGAGCGAGCUGAAAAAAGCAGUGCAGCACAAGCAGUGGCAUCGAUAGUCGAAGGGGCUGCUCUAGCAGCAGCAUUUGGGGAGCUGUUUGAUGCUGUUAUAGGAGUGAAGGACAAGACGGCCAUGUUUAGACUCCUGCUUGGAGAUCUUGAUUCCACGCUAUACUCUUUAAAACCAUUUAUCGCGAAAACAGUAGAAUAUACCAAUAUGGAUUGCCCCUAUAUAGAGGAACUGGAAAAUUUUAAAAUGCAAAUGGAGGAGGGCAUGAGAAGCUUGUUCGUAAGUGCUCCAAGGUCAGGCUGUGGAGCAGUUACAAAAAGUAUAAAUACACCGACCAACUUGUUGCAUUGGAUAAAUCUCUUCAAAGACUUGUAG
Prunus armeniaca (apricot) is the source of this 420-nucleotide messenger RNA. NCBI's taxonomy places the organism in Eukaryota, Viridiplantae, Streptophyta, Magnoliopsida, Rosales, Rosaceae. The record is from the annotation of a GenBank genome assembly.